AAAUUCGUUAGAAAUUCAGUUCAAUUGAAUCUUUAGUGCGCGUGUAUAUGAAGAUUCAUUUGGGCAACUAUUCUCAAGUGUCAGUUUAGUUCUACAUUUCCGAAUUAGGGUUAGGAACAAGAGGAUGCUGUCUUAACUUUGGUUAGGCCAUAAAAACUGCCGGCACUGUUAAAUUCUAUUGAGGAAUCACAUCUUUGUUCCAAAUAUCAAGUUUAAGAGGUUUAUGCAAUGGAUUCUGAAGAGACAUAGAUUGAGAUAUUGGUGGAUGCUCAUCUUAAUGUCACUUAGACAUGCUGCAACACUUUCACACUGAAAAUAAAUAAUUGGGUUUAUUUUUUGAUUGAGCUGAUCCCUAAGGUCGUCAUAGUUAUUUAUUAAUGGUAUCUGAUAUGGUAACUAGCAUGGCACCCCUUCAGUCAUUUCUGAUGAAGAUGGGAGUAAACACAUCAGAUCAUGCUUCCAUAGUUUCUAUAAAUUUGUUUGUAGCACUCCUCUGUAUGUGCAUUGUGAUCGGUCAUUUGCUAGAAGAAAAUCGAUGGAUGAACGAAUCAAUCACAGCCCUAAUUAUUGGGCUGUGUAGUGGUGUUAUUAUCCUGUUGACCACUGGAGGAAAAAGCUCUCACAUUCUAGUUUUCAGCGAAGAUCUGUUUUUUAUCUAUCUCCUUCCUCCUAUUAUAUUUAAUGCUGGGUUUCAGGUCAAGAAAAAGCAGUUUUUCCGCAACUUCAUGACCAUCACAUUGUUUGGCGCAGUGGGCACCUUGAUAUCCUUUGUUAUUAUCUCACUUGGUGUUAUACUAUUGUUCAAAAAGUUUGAUAUGGCUCUACUGGAUCUUGGAGAUUAUCUUGCAAUUGGUGCAAUCUUCUCUGCUACGGAUUCUGUUUGCACCUUGCAGGUUCUUAGUCAGGAUGACACACCUCUACUUUACAGUUUGGUCUUUGGGGAGGGUGUUGUCAAUGAUGCCACUUCUGUGGUACUUUUCAAUGCUAUCCAAAAUUUUGAUCUUAAUCACAUCGACUUAAGGACCGCUUUUCAGUUGAUUGGCAACUUUGUUUAUUUAUUUUUUACGAGCACCUUGCUGGGAGCAGUUGCUGGUCUUCUAAGUGCUUACAUCAUCAAGAAGCUGUAUUUUGGAAGGCAUUCUACUGAUCGCGAAGUUGCUCUUAUGAUACUCAUGGCUUACCUCUCUUAUGCACUUGCUGAAUUGUUCUACCUCAGUGGCAUUCUUACAGUAUUUUUCUGCGGGAUUGUGAUGUCUCAUUAUACAUGGCACAAUGUGACAGAGAGUUCAAGAGUUACCACCAAACAUGCUUUUGCCACGCUGUCAUUCAUUGCUGAGACAUUUAUCUUCCUCUAUGUGGGUAUGGAUGCAUUGGAUAUUGACAAGUGGAGAGUUGUGAAAAGCAGUGCAGGGAAAUCAAUUGGGUUGAGUUCUAUGCUGGUAGGCCUAGUCCUUCUUGGGAGGGCAGCUUUUGUGUUUCCUCUGUCAUUUAUUUCCAACUUAACCAGAAAGACUCCAGAAGAGAAAAUCACCUUCAGGCAGCAAGUUAUCAUAUGGUGGGCCGGUCUGAUGAGAGGUGCAGUCUCAAUGGCUCUUGCUUAUAAUCAGUUUACAAGAGUGGGCUACACUCAGCUUCCAGGCAAUGCUGUCAUGAUCACAUGCACCAUUACUGUUGUUCUUUUUAGCACAGUGUUGUUUGGCAUGAUGACACAACCCUUGAUCAGGCUUAUACUUCCUCACCACUCAAAACCUGCUCAUGGGGUAUCUUCAGAGCCAUCAAGCCCUAAAUCCUUCCUCGUCCCUUUCUUAGAGAAUGGCUCUGGCGAAGGGCCAGACUCAGCCCGGAGUGUGGCCAGGCCAUCGAGCCUCCGCAUGCUUCUUAGGGCACCAACCCACACCGUGCAUUACUAUUGGCGGAAGUUCGAUAAUGCGUUUAUGAGGCCUAUGUUUGGAGGCAGGGGCUUCACCCCUUUUAUACCCGGCUCCCCAACCGAAAGUAGCAACAAUGUAUGGUAAAUUGUAGUGACAUUUCAUUAAGAAAUGGAAAAGCCAGAUAUUUUCUAGAGAGAGAGAGAAAUGAAGAAAAAGAACAAACAAUCCACUUAGCAAUUUCCGUCAAAUUGAUUGGCAUUUGUGUGAAGCAGGUGUGUCGGGCUUGUGGCCUGGUAUGAAAGGAGUUUUGGUAGUUUGGUGUGCAUAAGGAGUGUAUUUAAUUCAAGGUUGUGUUUAUUUCUUUCUUAGGUCUAGGUAUUUGUAUUUAUUAUUGUUUAAUUAUUUGUGUUUGGUCUUCUUUAUAUGUUUGAGCGAUGGACUACUUUAAUUGUUCAAAGGAUCAUUUAUUUAUGUAUUUACCUCACAUGAAGUGAGAAAAUGGUGUUCA
Messenger RNA from Amborella trichopoda, 2379 nucleotides. RefSeq names its product sodium/hydrogen exchanger 1. Gene Ontology annotation, molecular function: potassium:proton antiporter activity; sodium:proton antiporter activity. Gene Ontology annotation, biological process: proton transmembrane transport; sodium ion import across plasma membrane; regulation of intracellular pH. The record is from RefSeq and is a predicted model, not a curated record. Gene Ontology annotation, cellular component: plasma membrane. Lineage: Eukaryota; Viridiplantae; Streptophyta; Magnoliopsida; Amborellales; Amborellaceae.